AUGCCGUGUCCAAAUUACUUGGCUACGGAUCGAAAUAGCACAUGUGCCUACGGAUGCCGUUAGCUAGCGGCUUUGUACAUUUCCCAUUAGCUCUCGUGUUAUAGCCGGCCAUAGCCCUACACAGACUGUACAAGUACAACGGAGUCUCGUCGCAUUGAACGCCAUGGCGGUGGAUGAAGAGCUGUCUGUGUCAUGGAGUGUGGAGAUGGAAGUCAACCUGUUCCAUGCCAUGAGGGGUCACAAACCAGUUGGGGUGAACAAGAAUUUCCAAAUGAUGUGCAUUCAUGACAAGUUGCAGCAAUCCAUGGGACGCAAGGUUACUUCACAGCAAAUCUGGCAACAUCUCAGCACCAUGUACGACAUGCAAGCAUUGCAUGAAUCCGAGAUUCUUCCAUUCCCCAAUAAUCAGUCCGAGUUUACACUACCAACUGAAGAAUAUGGUGAGCUGAUGAGUGGCAAAAGAAAAGCUGCCCCUUCCAAUGUGGAAGAAAGUACCCCUAAAGAGUCUCUGAAGACCACCAUCCGGCUACCAACCAUGACCUCUCUUGCCUCUGUGACCCCCUCAGAAAAGGACAACUCGCCCAAGAGGAAGAGGACCAGGCAAGGAACGAGUGCACCCAACCCAGACAUACUGGCCAGCAAGAGGCGUAGAUGAGGUCUGUUGAUACCAAGACGGGGCCAAUGGUCAUCCACCCCUCCAACAUGUCCCAGCAACCAGACUCAUUCAUGAUGCCUCGCUUACAUCUACUUAACAGCAACAGUUACGGCAGAGGAACACCAGAGGCUCAUUGAAGUCUGGCGUGGCAUUCAAAACUGCACCUACAAUGUACACCAGGAAAACCUGAUGAGAGCAUUUUACUAAUACUUCAUCCUGCUUGUGAGGAGGAAACUUGUAGGUACCAAGUCUUUGUAUUUGGUGUUUUCUACUUUGAGUGUUAUCCUUGUCAUGCCAUGAUUAUAUGUAAGUCACAAAGACCUUAUUAUAAAGGUGAUGUGUUUGUAUAAUACAAGAGCUACGUGUACAUGUGUUUGAAAACAAAUCAUAGAAGUGAGAGAUAGUCAGUUUUGAAGUACUCCUUGUCCUGUAAAUGUACUACUGUUCAUGUAAUUACAUGUGUACAGGUAUUGUGUUUCACUAAUUUUUAGUUUAAAUGUGGUCAUGGAAUAUUGCCGACAUAAAUUCUGUGUUGGGUCAUCAACAUGUGAGUGUCGUCUUCGAAUUUACAUCCAUUCUGAGAAUUGAAUUCCAAGGGAAAUUGCGAGGUGUUUUAGACCAACAUCAGGGGGAGCAAGAGGUUAAAACGUGCCCAUGACUCUCACAAAUGCCAUUGUGUGGCCUGAUGUUGAUGGACAACCAUUAGCUUUUUAACCCUCCUUUGGUUUUACAGCACAAAUGUGCACAAAUGCCCACAGUCACUGGUGAGCAUGUAUUUUCUAUAUGGAACUCAAACAUGCACAGGUUCAGUGUGUACUCUGUAGGUUGCCGGCACAAAAUGUCCCAGGGUCUUUUGAGCAGUCCUCUUCAUUGCAUUUGGUUUCCUGCACAAUUCUGCACAUGAAACAGUGAUGCUCAGUUGUUGGGCAGCACAAAAGUGCAAUCUGAUAUUCCUCUUAGGGACUGUUGGUACAAUGCACAACACAACACAGCCGUGCUUCCUUGAGGUGUUUACCAAGUGACCCAAAGAGUGACUUCAGCAUAGGAGGGUUAAAGUGCUAAUGAAACAAUUCUGGAUGAACUUGCUGUGAGGUUAGUGCUGAACGGAUGUUCCCUACCUUACUUUGAGUAAGCAGAAUCUCUGUAUGAAUUUUAUUACCGGGCUGAUUAAUUAUGAAAUUCCCGACUUCUGAAGGGGGAACUCUCUGGUAGACCAAAGUAUGUGCAUGUACUUGGGAGUUGAAUCCAAUUUCAUGCCUAUUGUUAAGUUGAUUUGUAUGUUUGUUUUGUAAAGCAUUUUGAAAUUGUACAGUAGUUCAUGUCUUCAGCUUUGAGCUAAUGCCACAAAAUUAGUUCUCUUGCAAAGGUAUUUGAAAUACCGUAAUAAUUUCAAAUACCUUGAAACAUGGAAUCCUUAGACAUCAAACCUACAGCCAAGAUCCUAAGACAUGUUGCUGAGGUGAUGUAUGGUGAUAAGUAUGCUCAGCUUCGGAUUUGGUUGAACUUAUCUUGGGAAAUACUCUGGACUCUUAGGGGUGAAAGCCAUUUUGGCCACUCUUUUCAGGGAGGUGCAGUGAUGAGUCAACAACAUGCAGGACAUAAUGUAACUCUGUAAUUGUGACAAAUCACCUGGGAGCAAAUGGUCAAUGUUUUAGAACUGUGCCUUUUGAAAGGAAAACAGUGACGUGUUAAUGUACAUUGUACCCGGUGGGACCAUGUCCUCAUUUCCCUCUUAUUGUUGGGUUGACUUGUCAGUAGUAUAAAAGUGAUGGUCAGUCUCAUUCUGGAAUCUUAAAAGUAUACAAAUGCACUGCAAUGAAACAGAUGUCACUGGAAGAUAAUGUAUUUAACAUUAUUGCCAGGAAGGUGAGGUGUAUAAAAAGAAUUUGUAGUCGUUUUGAAUUACAGCAUUUGUGAAAAAACCUCAGAUGUCACACAAUACAGUUCAUCUCCUAACAUGCCUACUAAUGUUACAAUGAUUCAUUUCAGCAGACCGUUUAAUCUUACAUGCUGAUGUAUCUUCAUGAUGCAGUUCUCUGGAAUAGUUCAGUAAUACAUGUAUUUACAUAAACUGCACUUCAUCAAAAUUAAAGUUCCUUUGUUUCUUAUAGAUGGGGCAGUAGAUCCAUCAUGGUUUUGUAACGUAAAAUUAACAUAACAUAAAUUGCUAUUGAAUUGUGAACUUUUUGUGAAUAGUCUAUUGACCUCAGUUCUGUUAUAUGAAUUUGUUUUGUAUUUUAAUAGAUUCUCAAGGAUCACUAGAAAUAAAUCAUACAAAAUGA
Messenger RNA from Acanthaster planci (crown-of-thorns starfish), 2937 nucleotides. RefSeq names its product MRG/MORF4L-binding protein-like. Lineage: Eukaryota; Metazoa; Echinodermata; Asteroidea; Valvatida; Acanthasteridae. The record is from RefSeq and is a predicted model, not a curated record. Gene Ontology annotation, biological process: regulation of transcription by RNA polymerase II. Gene Ontology annotation, cellular component: NuA4 histone acetyltransferase complex; nucleus.